CAGCAACACAGCCAUGGGACCUAAACAAUCCAAAUCUGAUCAACCUCAACUUCUCAGCGAACCAUGGAGGAAAAUAAACUGGCAAGACAAGCAGAGUGCCCUGAAGUAUGUACAGGACUACAAACCUCAUAUUGAAGGCCAGCAGCUCAGGAUUCUGCUUCAUGGGCCGCCUGGAGCUGGAAAAUCUAGUUUCAUCAACUCUGUUAAGAGUGUCUUACGACAAAGGAUGUGUAACCUGGCUUUGGUGGAUAACACCAGUGGUGAUUCUUUCACCCAAAAGUUCACAACCUACAAGAUCCAAAAAGGAAACCCAGACUCCUUUUAUCCUUUUGUCUUCAAUGACAUUAUGGGCCUGGAUGCAAGCAGCGAGGUCCUUGUGGACGAUGUGAAACUGGCUUUAAAGGGGCAUGUGAAGAACGGUUAUGUGUUCAAUCCUAGAGCUAAGUUGUCAGAAGGUGAUCAAUUCUACAACAAAAACCCAUCUUCCAACGACAAAGUGCAUGUUCUGGUUUGUGUCGUUCCUGCCGACACAGCAACUGUAGCACAAGACGAAACUAUGAAGAGGCUUCGGGAAAUCAGAUUGGAAGCCCGUGACCUUGGGAUUCCUCAAGUGGCCAUCAUCACCAAAAUUGAUAAGGUCUGUCCUGAACUCAGAGAUGAUUUAAAGAAUGUUUACAAGACCAAGGCUCUGAAGCAAAAGAUGGAGCAGUUCAGUGUAGACAUGGGUAUUCCAAUGAACUGCAUCUUCCCUGUGAAGAACUACCACGAAGAAAUCGAUCUCAAUGAUGACACUGACUUAAUGAUCCUCAGCACCCUGAAAUACCUUAUCAACUUCGGAGAAGACUUCAUCAACUUCAAGCAUCAGUCCGAACAGUCAGACACAUAUGCUUAAACACAAAAAGAAAAUGGCCGAGGACUAUUCAGGAUUUACUUUUCCCUGAUUUGCUUGCUUGAUUUUUAUUUGAAUUUGCUUUGAAAAUAUCUUAAUCUCACUCUCUAGCUUUGGGCAAAUGUGUGUUAAAUGAUGCAAAACAACUUGAAUAUCUGACUAAAUACAUUAAUGGAUUAUUACAGCCAUAAAAACAUACAGUCUUGGAUUUAAACAUUUCAGUCAAUGUAAACAUAAUAUGUCUUCAAUAAAAACUAUUUUGAUUA
Dicentrarchus labrax (European seabass) is the source of this 1155-nucleotide messenger RNA. Its product is annotated as interferon-induced protein 44-like. The record is from RefSeq and is a predicted model, not a curated record. The transcript has 8 exons. The coding region runs from base 14 to 892 and encodes 292 amino acids. NCBI's taxonomy places the organism in Eukaryota, Metazoa, Chordata, Actinopteri, Moronidae.